Molecule: messenger RNA, 846 nt
Organism: Ascoidea rubescens DSM 1968
Lineage: Eukaryota; Fungi; Ascomycota; Saccharomycetes; Ascoideales; Ascoideaceae
Exons: 1
Coding region: 248-703 (151 amino acids)
Source: RefSeq, a predicted model, not a curated record
AAAAAAAUAGUUAAAAGAUGAAGAACAAGAUCAAUUCAAAUCUGCUUUUAUUUUUUUAAUAUUAUUUUUCUUUUCCAUAAGAAUCAAUCAUUAACAAUUUAUAUGCAUUCAUUUAUUAUAGUUUUGAUGUUGCUUGAUAUUUAAUACUGAAUCAUCAUUAUAUCAUUAUAUCAUUAUAUUAGUAUUUUGUUAAUUUCCUUCUAUUUUUAAAGUCAUUGCUAUUACAUUGUGCUGAUCCCUUUUUGAUAUGUCUUAUGCCACAGUAUUUAAUGCAGUCAAUUAUUCAAGCACUGUAUUAAAUGAUCAUAAUAACGCUGCAUCUCAAAGAAAUCGGAUCAAAUAUAGAGAGGAGUUCAAACAACAUUACGAUAGAUUAAAUUUAAACGAUUCAGUUAAAGAAAGAAUAGAUCAAAUGAUUUACGCGAUUAAUAAAUUAAUUAGUAAUACAUUUCUUGGAAUAUUGAUCAAUGAUUUACAAAACUUAUGGAAAAAAAAACAAGAAGUAGGAUGGAUAAAGUCAAUUAAAUUGUUAAUUAAAAAAAAGACGACUUUAAAAAAUAUUAGUAUUCAAAGGUUAAUGAUUUGCACUUUGUCAAUUUUUAUGCAUUCCAUCUUACUUAUGGGGCUAAUCUCUAUUAGUGGUGUAUUAGGUGUUAGUUUGAUUGCAGCUCUUACUCUACCGUUUAUAUUGCUCUUUUUAUAAAAUACAUCAUAUAUAGUCAUGAUUGUAAAGGUCAAUACCAUUAUUGACAACUAACAAAAAUAAAUACGAUAAAGAUAUACUUGUAUACAAGUAUAUUGGUUUAUAGUUAGAGAUCAAAAUCAUGUGAUCUGGUUUUUUGUUGU